This is a messenger RNA of Anopheles arabiensis, 859 nucleotides long. RefSeq lists its product as uncharacterized. The coding region runs from base 23 to 667 and encodes 214 amino acids. Lineage: Eukaryota; Metazoa; Arthropoda; Insecta; Diptera; Culicidae. The record is from RefSeq and is a predicted model, not a curated record. The transcript has 2 exons.
CAGUGCAGAGCGCGCAACCAAAAUGAAACGUGUGCAUAGGCUUUUUCGGUGUUUUGUGCGGGUUUUUAUUAUAACAUCCUGGCUCGUAUUCAAACCCGCACAAUGUGACCAGCAGCAAGUUUCUGUGUACUAUCCCAAUCGCGUCGUCUUCACGAAUGAAUCGAGACCGUUCACCGUACGAGUGACCCGGUUCGUCUGUACGGAAACGCCAUACGAAGUGUCGGAGCUGUUGCAGUGCAAAACUAUACUGCGGCGAAAUAGUCCAACAUUCUUUAAUAUAACGCUACACGUGCCGAAGGUGUUGACCGUCGUGUAUUUCCAGCUGAAAACAUACUACCGGUUGAACGAUUAUCAGGCUUUCCCAGUGGAUGUAUUAUUAGAAGCAUGUGCAUAUUUUCGUAACCCAUCGGAAGAUAUAUUUUCCCGCCAUGUAAUGUCUGUAUUGUUUGCAACCUCACCCCAACUGCUGUACUACUGUCCACAUGGUAACCGAACUUACAAUGUCGCUUACUGGCUGGAGGAUAAAUUCUUUCCCAAGUCGGUGCCAGCCGGAGACUAUCGAAUGGAUGUUUGGUUUCGUGAUGAGCUAAACAUGACUCUAAUUUCAUAUCAAGCUUACUUUUCUGUGCGCCGAAGGGGUGUAUGGCGUUCUUUGCUCGAGUGGUAGAAACAUAUGGAAUCGCGCGAUACACAUAUUCUUCGAUAAACAUAAUUGUUUGAAUAUGUUAAAGUUAAGCCGGGAUUUUUUUUUUCCUUUAAGUAGUUUUGGCUAGGGUUAGGUACGACUAUGUGACAUAGCAAAACAUUGAUGCUCUGAUUCUCUGACGAAAUUAAAAACUUAUUCCGUAAAACACGUAUC